AUGUUCAUCCUGACUACGAUCUCCGAUCUGAUUCAGAUCGCACCCGAGGACUUUUCCAAGCUCAGCGCAGUCGCGAUUGAGGACAAUAUCAAUGAGAAAUAUGCCAACAAGGUGAUCCAAAAGAUUGGCCUCUGCGUCAGCUUCUAUGACCUCCUCGAGUCAUCAGAUGGUUUGAUCGGACAUGGAACGGGCCUGGUCAAUGUGAACGUGAAAUUCCGCAUGAUCGUCUUCCGCCCUUUCAAGGGCGAGAUCAUGCUCGGCAAGAUCUCCAGUGGCACUGAGAAUGGCAUCAAAAUCAGCGUCGAGUUCUUCAACGAUAUCCUCAUCCCACCAGCCAUGCUGAUGGACGGCGCUAAAUUUGAUUACGCGGACCAAGUCUGGACCUGGGAUAACGACGGUACCAUAUUCUAUCUGGACGUGGGUGAGAUUGUCCGCUUCCGCGUAGAGACAGAAGAAUGGCACGACCAGAUCCCCAACGCUCCAGAUUUGGGUGAAGAGAUUACUGAGCGAAAGCCCGCAUAUUCCAUCUAUGGCUCGAUGCAGAUCCAUGGUCUGGGACCUAUCACUUGGUGGUGA
This is a messenger RNA of Penicillium daleae, 576 nucleotides long. RefSeq names its product DNA-directed RNA polymerase III subunit RPC25. Gene Ontology annotation, cellular component: RNA polymerase III complex. The record is from RefSeq and is a predicted model, not a curated record. The transcript is spliced from 7 exons. Bases 1 to 576 code for a protein of 191 amino acids. Gene Ontology annotation, biological process: transcription initiation at RNA polymerase III promoter; DNA-templated transcription. Lineage: Eukaryota; Fungi; Ascomycota; Eurotiomycetes; Eurotiales; Aspergillaceae.